CGCUAAUAUCUUGACAAUUUAAAUUAAUCAUGGAAAAUAAAAAAAUAUCGAAUUUUUGGAGUUUGUCAGAAGAAAUGACGGAAUUAAAGCAAUUUACAAGAGCUCAAAUUUCAGAGACAGACCGUAAAUUGACGAGGAUUAUAAUUCAUGACAAAGUUUAUGAUGUCACGCAAUUUCUCAAUGAACAUCCGGGUGGUGAAGAAGUUCUACUUGACCACAAAGGUGUAGAUGCAUCUGAGGACUUUGAUGAUGUCGGUCACUCAGCUGAUGCUCAAGAAUUGAUGAAAAAAUAUAUGAUUGGAGAACUAGUCAAAGAGGAACGGACAAAUAGUGCGCCAAAAAAAGGCUGGACUACUGGACAAAAAAAUAAAACAAAACAAGAAGUUGAAGGACCUCCACUUCUUUUUUAUAUGAUUACGGGAGGUUUCUUAUCUUUCUUAAUCGCUGCUUGGUAUUUCCAACUCGGUGAAUAAUUUUUUUAAUAAUAAUAAUAAGAAUAAUAUUAAUAAUAAUAAUAAUAAUAAUAAUAAUAAUAAUAAUAAUAAUAAUAAUAAUAAUAAUAAUAAUAAUAUUAGACUUUAUAUUAAUUUGCUAUUGCAAAAAAAGCGCCUACUUCUUACACCCGCGAAUGAGUAAAACCAAAAAACUGACAAAAAAAAACUACAGUCUAUUAAAAGAUAAAUUUUCAACAUCGAAUAAAAAUAAUUUUUUGAAUUUAUUUUAUAAUAAUUUGUUGUAUAAAAUAUACCUAAUUACAGCUUCAAUUAAUAAAUAAAAUUAAGGGAAAAAUUUUAUUGUAAGCACUAAAAAAUAAAAAUGAAUUUGUAAAAAUAAUUAUUUCUGUACUUAAAUAAUAAUAUUUAAAUUUUAUCUAUUUAAAUAAAAAUUUUAAAAACUUGUAAAUUAGUUCGGGCACUAAUUACUGAUUGAGUGAGUGAGUCGUUGGCCAGAGCAGAGAAACUUGGGUUGGUGACGAUUUGCGUCAGACAACUGGAGCGAGAGAAUUUAACAAUCCACACACUAGUUGGUACUUUCACUGAGUAGGGAGUGAAAUUCAUACAAAAAAUAUUGAAAUAUAGAAUAAGAGAGCGAAAAACGUCUAGUGUAUUUUCCAAAUAUAUAAUAGUGAUAAUAAUAAUCAUGGAAUAUCUUCACUAUCAGAUAUCAACUGAUAAUUUAAAAGUAAAAAAUGUAUAAUAAUAAUGAUGAAAAUCCAACUAUACAAAAUUUUAAUAUAUAUAUUUGUAAUAAAAAGUUUUCAAGACUUUCA
Molecule: messenger RNA, 1270 nt
Organism: Microplitis demolitor
Lineage: Eukaryota; Metazoa; Arthropoda; Insecta; Hymenoptera; Braconidae
Product: cytochrome b5
Exons: 2
Coding region: 30-473 (147 amino acids)
Cellular component (GO): intracellular membrane-bounded organelle; membrane
Molecular function (GO): heme binding
Source: RefSeq, a predicted model, not a curated record